UACUUGAUCAAAGAAAUAUCCUGCAAUGGCUAAAGCUGCUGUGAAAGGAGAGAAGGAACCGCCAAAUUUUGUGCAUCAUAAUGCAAUUCUCUGUGAAACUAUAAUGAAAGAACAGAGACAUCAAAUUCUAUACACAAAUUUCAGUGUAAAUCCGUACAAGAAAAUUCAUGCCUUAUCAGGAAAGCCAAAUUCUAAACAUGACACAGAAGAAGGGGAAGAAGACACACAUUUCAAGAAGGUGAUAGAACGAGCAAAUCAAGAGCCAGUGAAAAAAUAUGCCUUUCCUCAAACAGAAGCACAGGAGUAUGGAUGGAUAACUCAACCCCUGAUUGAUGCAGACAGAUCUGAUAAAAGGAUAAAUUUCUUCCGCCAGAACACUGCCAUCACAAAAUAUAUGGAUGCUGCAUGGCGAGUAAAGGAACAAACAGAGAACAUGAACUAAUGGUGCCUUAAUAUUUCAUUUCUGAAGAAGUUGAACAUCCGACUGGCACAGUGUUGUGAUUUGAGACACUUUGUUUGCAAUUCCAUCAAACACUUUAAUGAUAUACAUUUGGCAGUUUUCAUAUUUAGCAAUAUUUCUAAAUAAGAUGCCACACUUGUGUCUUAGGAUCAAAUUACCAUUAAUUAUUAUCUAAUUAAGUAACAAAAUUCAACAACGGUUGGAAAUAAUUAAGAUGUCAUCUAUUAAAAUUUCAAGAUUUAGUACACUAAUAAUAAUGUGCAAGUCUUUCCAAAUUUUGUUACCUAGAUUUAAAGAUUUUUUUCUGAAAAUGCCAAAGAUACACAAGGCAAAAGAAUUUUCAAAAUUACCCUAUAUUUUCAGAUGCAGUCCAUGGACCAUGACUAACCAAUGAAUAUUCAUUGAAACAUGACUGCUUGAGUUGAUCAAUCAAUAAAUAUUCAAUAGUAUUCCAUCAUACCUCAUUUUCUAUAUCUCGCCAAGUGAAGAGAAUACACAAAUCAGUUAUGUAGCAUUAUUGAAAUGGAUGAAUUGAAUAAGAUCAUGAAUGACUAUAAAAGAUAAAUUUUACACCCCUGCAUUAUUGUGAUAUGUAUCAUAGUUUCUAUAUUUUCUUGUUAUGUGAAUUUUCCUUUACAAUAACUCAUCUAAUAAAUAUUUAUA
Ylistrum balloti is the source of this 1123-nucleotide messenger RNA. RefSeq names its product cilia- and flagella-associated protein 144-like. Gene Ontology annotation, cellular component: ciliary base. NCBI's taxonomy places the organism in Eukaryota, Metazoa, Mollusca, Bivalvia, Pectinida, Pectinidae. The transcript is spliced from 4 exons. Bases 26 to 442 code for a protein of 138 amino acids. The record is from RefSeq and is a predicted model, not a curated record.